GCCCUUCCGGCUUUCCGUCCGCCGGCAGUCAUUGGUCGGGCUCCGCGCGGCUGACAGGCUUGGCGGGCAAGGGAGCUUCGAGGAUGGCGGCGUCCGCGGCACUGGUCCUGCCAGACAGCCCCAGCAUGAAAAAAGCAGUGUUGCUGAUAAAUACAAUAGAUAUAGGAAGAUUUCCACGAUUGCUUACCCGAAUUCUUCAGAAACUUCACCUGAAGGCUGAGAGCAGUUUCAGUGAAGAAGAAGAAGAAAAACUUCAAGCUGCAUUUUCUCUAGAGAAACAAGAUCUUCACCUAGUUCUUGAAACAAUAUCAUUUAUUUUAGAACAGGCAGUAUAUCACAAUUCAAAGCCAGCAACUCUGCAGCAGCAAUUAGAGAACAUUCGUCUUGAACAAGACAAAGCAGAAGCAUUUGUCAAUACUUGGUCUUCUAUGGGUCAAGAGACAGUUGAAAAGUUCAGGCAGAGGAUUCUGGCUCCCCACAAGUUAGAGACAGUUGGAUGGCAGCUUAACCUUCAGAUGGCUCACUCUGCUCAAGCAAAACUAAAAUCUCCUCAAGCUGUGUUACAACUAGGAGUGAACAGUGAAGAUUCAGAGAAGCUGGAGAAAGUUCUUGUGGAAUUCACUCAUAAGGAGUUGUUUGAUUUCUAUAACAAGUUAGAGACUAUACAAGCACAGCUGGAUUCCCUUACAUGAUGUUAUUGAAGACUGAUUUCUCCAUCACACUCCUGCCACCCCCAUUAUUUUGCAUUGAAGAGAGAUUGCCUGGCUGUUUUCUGGAAGACUCAGUGACUUUCUUUUUAUAAAUUAUAUGGCUUGUCACUUCUUAGACAAGUAAUAACGAAGGGAAAGCAAUGUUAAGAGUACUAAGUUCUAAUGUAUAGUGUUUGUCUAGUUCUGUGAGCCAGUAGCAAUUAUUAUGAACACUUUUACUUUCAAGAAAUCAAAAGUGAAUAGUAUAUUGUUUUUACUUUAAUCUUUAUUGCCUCAUCUGUUUAUUGUUUACAUGCUUGAUGACCCCUGUAUGUAUCAAGGAGGGUCCACAUAUAGAAGAUAUAAUGUGUACCCUACCAGAAUACAGAACUUCAGUAAUUACAUUAGUAAAAUUAAGGAAACAGCCAUGUGCAGUCAAAUAUAUCAUGGCAUUUUUUCCUAUAAGAAGUAUAUUUUGCCUGAGAAAUUAUAUGAAAGAAAUUUAAAGUAGAACUAGUAGUAUUAUAUCAAUUCUAAUGUCAGCCUUUCUACAUUAAUUUUUCUGAGUUUAAUGAUUUUAAAAAUAGUGCAGAUUUUUGUGUCCUUUUCUUUGUAAUGAAAAUUAAUGAUUCACUUCAUAGUGUGAGACACAGAUGCAGAUCAUGAAUAAAAACAAUUGUAAUGAAUAGUAAAUGGGCAUCUUUAUAAUUUCAAAUCACAUACCUUUUGUAUUUCCUUCCCUGAAUGCAUUUAUUUCAGUCAAUAAAAUUUUUGUAUUUUAGAAUUGUUUGAA
This is a messenger RNA of Heterocephalus glaber (naked mole-rat), 1482 nucleotides long. It is a transcript of the gene Commd10, whose product is annotated as COMM domain containing 10. The record is from RefSeq and is a predicted model, not a curated record. Lineage: Eukaryota; Metazoa; Chordata; Mammalia; Rodentia; Bathyergidae.